Molecule: messenger RNA, 1278 nt
Organism: Serpula lacrymans var. lacrymans S7.9
Lineage: Eukaryota; Fungi; Basidiomycota; Agaricomycetes; Boletales; Serpulaceae
Exons: 4
Coding region: 1-1278 (425 amino acids)
Cellular component (GO): small-subunit processome
Molecular function (GO): snoRNA binding; protein binding
Source: RefSeq, a predicted model, not a curated record
AUGCCUGACUCUUUCUUUGCUUCAAACAAAAACAGGAAACGGACACGUUCGACAGCCGGACAUGACUCGGAAAGUGCAAGGAAAGUGUUGAAGAAAAGGGCAAAAGGAGCCAAUGGUACCGCACGAGAGACCAGCGCUAGCACGAAGGUGAAUGGUGCGCAGAAGGGGAAGAAGAAGAGGCUGGACGAGGAGCUGGAUUCAGAUAAAACCGACGAGGAUGACGGAGGAAUCGAUGACCUGGAUCUACGAGCCGAUAUCGAACCUGAGGGAAGCGGAGACGAGGAUGAGGAAGAGACACCAGCUGAGAAGCGACUACGGCUGGCGAAGCUUUACCUCGAAAGCGUGAAAGAAGGAUUUGCGGAUGGAGAGUUCGAUGCCGCUGAGAUUGACAAGGAACUUAUAUCUGCAAGAUUAAAGCAAGAUGUCCUCGAACACUCGGGCAAAGUUCAUCUGUUUAUUGCAGACUCAUUUGAUUUUUCAAAACCUCCUAGCACCGUCUUGCGUUGUCGCGGUCAUCGUCUAAGCGUAACUUCUGCGGUUGCAUCGGACGAUGCCAAUUGGUUGUUCACGGCCGGAAAGGAGGGAAGCAUCAUAAAAUGGAAUUUGUUAUCGGGCAGAAAAGUAGCCACAUUUCACAAACAACGGAUAGAGAAGGGAAAAGGAAAAGAGAGAGCUCAUAACAACGACAUCCAAGGCCAUACAGACGAGGUGUUAGCGUUGGCCGUGAGCAAUGAUGGAAAAUACCUUGCCAGUGGAGGUAGAGACAAAAAGAUCGGUGUGUGGGAUGUAGGAAAGGAAGAAUGGGUGAGAGGUUUCGGAGGACACAAAGACUGGAUAUCUGCCCUCGCUUUUCGCAAAGGCACGUUACAACUUUACAGCGGGUCUUUUGAUCGGACCAUGAAACUGUUUGAUCUUUCCGUGAUGGGUUAUGUUGAGACCCUUUUUGGACACCAAGACACCAUCGUAUCACUAGAUGCCCUUCGGAGUGAAUCUGCUGUUACAGGGGGCGCUAGGGACAAAACUGUCAGGUUUUGGAAAAUUGCUGAUGAGAGCCAGCUGGUGUUUAGGGGUGGUGGUAAGAGUGCCGUCAGAGAACUUCUUGAAGGUGGCGCAUUUGAAGGUCAUGCGGAGGAAGAUGAAGAUGCUAUGGAUGUUGAUGACCGAAAAAAGGGGAAAGACAAGGGUCGUGGAAAGCAAAAGCGGUUUGUGGAGGGCAGUAUCGAAUGCGUGGCUAUGAUAGACGAGACCACCUUUAUUAGCGGUGGAGACACCGGGUAA